Messenger RNA from Gasterosteus aculeatus aculeatus (three-spined stickleback), 2319 nucleotides. RefSeq names its product acyl-CoA dehydrogenase family member 11. The record is from RefSeq and is a predicted model, not a curated record. Lineage: Eukaryota; Metazoa; Chordata; Actinopteri; Perciformes; Gasterosteidae. Gene Ontology annotation, molecular function: acyl-CoA dehydrogenase activity.
GACUCGACAGAUCAAAACUAUCGGCGGGCCGUUUUUUGAACUUUUAUUUUGAAGGGCGCAGUCAGCAGCUGAGGUGUAGCGGUGAUUGCUAACGUGAACUAACUCAAGCCUUCACACAGUUGCUCCAGGUGUCGAGCCGCGUGGCGUUAACAGUCACCUCUGACCUGGGUCCUGCAGGUCUGGAGCCAUGUCUGUGUGCUCGGCCCUACUGACCUGCCGUGUAGCUGGAGGCCGCUCCAAGGUGCUGCGUGGUGUUCCUCCACCGCUGAGCCACAUCAGAUUAGCCAGUGUGGCCGAGCCCGGCACCAGAAGAACUGUUGAAGAGGAACUGGGGCAGCCGGCUGGAUACCUGCCAUUCUCUGGAGCCAAAAUAGGAUCUUUCUUUCAGGAAAGACCAGUUCUGAAGAACCCAUUUCUAGAGGAUGCAUUGCUAAGAGGGUACAUGAGGAGACACCUGCCCCAGGAGGCAGCUUCAUCCGACUUGCAUGCAUUUGGAGAGCGUGUGGCAAAUGAGGUGGAUGUCUGGGGUCGAGAGUGUGAGGUUAAUCCUCCACGGCUGGUGCAAUUUGACCCCUGGGGUCACAGAGUGGACCACAUCGUGACCUCCCCGGCCUGGAAACGUAUGAAAGACCUGUCUGCACAGGAAGGACUGGUUGCCAUUGGCUAUGAGAGGUCAUUUGGGGAGUGGAGUCGUGUGUAUCAAAUGAGCAAGUUGUAUAUCUUCUCUCCUUCCUCUGGUCUGUACACCUGUCCCCUGGCCAUGACCGAUGGAGCUGCUAAAGUCAUCCAGUCCAGAGGUGUUUCAUGGCCGGUGGAUGAAGCCUACAGCCGUUUGACCACCCGUCAGCCGAAGCAUUUCUGGACAUCUGGACAGUGGAUGACUGAAAGACAGGGAGGAUCUGACGUGGGCAGUGGCACAGAGACGGUGGCUGUUCCCCAGACAGACGGUUCGUACAAACUACACGGCUUCAAGUGGUUCACCUCUGCUACAGACGCAGACAUGACCCUGACACUGGCCAGAGUGCAGGACCGAACAGGAGCAACCACAGCGGGCAGCAGGGGUUUGAGUUUGUUCUACGCAGAGGUGAGUAGAGAUGAGGACGGACGGCUGACCGGCAUAGAGGUCCAGCGACUGAAGGACAAGCUCGGCACAAGACAGAUGCCAACUGCUGAGUUGCUGCUGGACGGCCUGCCGGCGCACAGGCUCUCGGAGAAAGGGAGAGGUGUAGCCUCCAUAGCAGACAUGCUGACCAUAACCCGAAUACACAACAGCAUCUCUGCGGCGGCCGCAAUGAGAAGGGUGGUCCAGCUAGCUCGUGACUACGCCACUCGCCGCACCGCUUUUGGAAAGCUUCUUAAAGACCACCCGCUGCACAUUCAGACUCUCGCUAGGAUGGAGGUGGAGACUCGUGGAGCUUUUCUUCUGGUGAUGGAUGUCUGUCGUCUGUUGGGACGAGAAGAGAGCGGCGUGGCGACUCGGCAUGACGCACACCUGCUGCGUUUGCUCACUCCCGUCGCCAAACUGUACACCGGGAAGCAGGCGGUAGCUGUGGUGUCGGAGGGUUUGGAAAGCUUCGGUGGACAGGGAUACAUUGAGGAUACAGGGUUGCCUGGACUACUUCGCGAUGCACAGGUUUUGAGUAUAUGGGAGGGAACCACAAAUGUUCUGUCUCUGGACGUGUUGCGCUGUGUGGCUCGUAGCUCAGGAAUGGUUCUUCAGGCUUACUUCACCCAUGCCAAGUCCCUGCUUGCAGGUGCAUCAGGUGUUUCCAGGUUGGCGCCGGCGGUGAAAUCAGUCGACCUUGCUCUCUCUCAACUGGAGGUUUUUGUUCAGGUGGCAGCUACAAGAGCUCCUGGCUACCUGGAACUAGCAGCCCGGGACCUGGCUUACAGCCUCGCUCGUAUCUACACAGGUGCUCUUCUCAUCGACCAUGCCUGUUGGGUGGGAGCCUCUUCUCCAGAUACAUAUGCAGCUCUCAGGUGGUGUGAACAGGACUUGUGCCCUGUGGCCACUAAACAGGAGAGAGGCUGCUAUGAUCUCAGCUCAGCGUCACAUGAUGUUGAACUUGUGUAUGACCGGCCCAUCCAGGGCUGAAGGUUGCCGGAUUCACCUGUACCUUGUUCUGUGGCAGAACUAGUUAAAUUGUAGAUGGGAGAUGACCUAGACCAUGUGUUAUACAAAAUAAGGAAUUCAAAUACAACCCAAUCAUGGAAAAGGAAUGAGAUGGGUUAAUGUAGUAUAUAAUACAAUAAAGUCUUGUCUAAUAUGAUUUGGGUGUUUAUUAAAUUAACUUCUGUAUAUGAACUUUCUGCAAUAUA